AUGCUUUCCCGAACGAAAUUUCUGGGUCGGUAUCGCCUCUUUCAUCCGAGGCGUGAGACCAUACCGCUGCACAUGAGCCCGGCAAAAUCUAUCUUUCCACUAAUCAAUAGCAACAACCUCCUUGCUAAACCUCGAAAUAACUGGAAAGACUUUGCUGGUAGAAAAGAAUUUGAUGAAGAUCACCCACUUCCCGUUGUGGGCUCUCGACUAAAUGAAAAGACGAUACAACAUAAAUGGAGUCACUGGGAUCAAUACCUUAAUCCACAAAUUAUACAGUCAGGAAGGGAUCUUACUCCGACUCCGGAAUAUGUUGGAAAGCGAAGUGGACACAAUAUGAUUAGGAUGGGAUGGAUGAAAAUUGGUGGAAGCUGGAAGUAUGCGAGAGGGUAUAAUGAUAGGCGUAAUGUGUUUGCUCGUGGACAGUGGCAAGAGCGUAAGAUGACUCCUCGAUUUAUGCUCGCACCUCGUGUUUCACCUGGUGGUCCACGCAAUCGAUAUGAAGGAAAACUGGUAUUUUCACGUCUAAAACUCAGUAAACUUCUUUGGGCAAUUGAUUCAGGACGUCUUAAUCCGAAUGAGGUGAUCACAUUGUAUCAUCUUCGUGAGGCACGAGUUGUAGCGGAACGUGAGAUUGUUUGGCCUGGAUUUGUACUUGUUAGUAGUGGUGUAAGCCAUGUUCCGUAUCCCAUACAUAUUGAGCUGCAAAAUGCGUCUGCUGAAUGUAUACGCCUGAUUGAGGCGGCUGGCGGCUCCUUCACUGGGGUGUACAUGACCCACGAGGGCCUCUACCAGGAGCUCCACCCGGAGGAGUACCCCGUCUUCCCCGACCAGGACCUGCCGGAGCGGAAGGGACUCGAGAGCCUCGCCACUCAUCCCGCCAAACGCGGCUGGCUCGUGCGGUGGUACGAGGACGAGAGCAAGUACGCACACCCAGAGGCGGGGCGACGACACUCACACUACGUGCGGCCACCAACAGACCGUGACUUUCCAGCAACGGUAGAAGAGUAUGAGAUGGUGAAGCACCACCAAAAGUGGCAUCUUAAUCAACCAGGAACGGGUACAGUACUGCCGUGGCAUUCAUACAAUACGGCUGAUUUGUUAAAACGAUCUUCUGGUCGUAUUUAA
Messenger RNA from Trypanosoma theileri, 1125 nucleotides. Its product is annotated as ribosomal protein L15 containing protein. NCBI's taxonomy places the organism in Eukaryota, Euglenozoa, Kinetoplastea, Trypanosomatida, Trypanosomatidae. Bases 1 to 1125 code for a protein of 374 amino acids. Gene Ontology annotation, biological process: translation. The transcript has a single exon. The record is from RefSeq and is a predicted model, not a curated record. Gene Ontology annotation, cellular component: mitochondrial large ribosomal subunit. Gene Ontology annotation, molecular function: structural constituent of ribosome.